AUGAAAUUCGCGCGCUGCAUUUUCCUCAUGACCUCUCUUGCUCUCAUGAUCCCUCACAUUCAAGCAGUCGAAUCAUCGCAAGAACUGAUCGACACUAUAUGCAGAGAAACCGAAGAUUAUGAAUUUUGCAAUGAAAUCAUCCAAAAAAACGCAAACGCAUCAACGGCUAAUCUCCAUGACCUCACCGAUCACAUAAUCAUACUCUCUAUGAAACACGCCAGCGAUACUUACACGUUCAUUGGUAACAUCCUCCGUAAACGACAUGAAUCUGAUGAGGAGACAGCUGGUCUCAAUACAUGUCUUGGUGUUUACAAUAGCGAGAGCACUAUAUUCGUAAUAGUACAUGAACACUUUUAUCUAAGGGAGUAUGAACGUAUGAUUCUAGCCAUUUUGUCCACAACCAAGAUCUUGAAAGAUUGUAAGACCGAUUUUCCGGUUCCUCCUAACAAGGAGAAUCCUCUAAUUGAGAAGAAUAGGGAGAUGAGAAUCUUGAUCACCAUGUCUACUGUUUCGGGAUAUAUGCUCAUCAAUGGAAACCAUUCCUUGCUUAGCUCAGUAGUUACCGGGCUUGAAGUUUCUCAAUAA
Molecule: messenger RNA, 585 nt
Organism: Arabis nemorensis
Lineage: Eukaryota; Viridiplantae; Streptophyta; Magnoliopsida; Brassicales; Brassicaceae
Source: the annotation of a GenBank genome assembly